Messenger RNA from Rhincodon typus (whale shark), 5544 nucleotides. It is a transcript of the gene gtf2e1, whose product is annotated as general transcription factor IIE, polypeptide 1, alpha. Bases 203 to 1501 code for a protein of 432 amino acids. The record is from RefSeq and is a predicted model, not a curated record. NCBI's taxonomy places the organism in Eukaryota, Metazoa, Chordata, Chondrichthyes, Orectolobiformes, Rhincodontidae. Gene Ontology annotation, cellular component: transcription factor TFIIE complex. Gene Ontology annotation, biological process: transcription open complex formation at RNA polymerase II promoter; transcription initiation at RNA polymerase II promoter. The transcript is spliced from 6 exons.
GCCGUACGUGAUGACGCAUCACUCUUCCUGCUGCGCGGCGUCAACCGGGUAACGUGGUAAUGUUGCUGCUCGAGAGUCUCUACUUGUAACCGGUGGUGGUGAAUUAUCAUUGUGCUGGUCUGCUGUAUCCAUCUUGAUGCAACCUUGUGUCUGAAAAUACACCAGCCUCUGAAGUGGCACGACCCUAAAACUGGGGUCAAAGAUGACUGAUCCAGAUGUUGUGACUGAGGUGCCUGCAGCUUUGAAACGUCUUGCCAAAUAUGUUAUAAGAGGAUUUUAUGGGCUGGAACAUGCACUGGCCUUGGAUAUCCUCAUUAGAAACCCCUGUGUCAAAGAGGAGGACAUGCUGGAGCUGCUGAAAUUCGACCGCAAACAACUGCGAGCAGUCUUGAACACAUUGAAAAAUGACAAAUUUAUUAAAAGUAGAAUGCGAGUUGAAACUGCUCCAGAUGGUAAAACUACAAGACACAAUUAUUACUUCAUAAACUACCGCCUUCUCGUCAACGUGGUGAAGUACAAACUUGACCACAUGAGGCGUAGGAUUGAAACUGAUGAACGCGAUUCCACCAACAGGGCCUCUUUUAAAUGUCCCACCUGUUUCAACACAUUCACAGAUCUGGAAGCAAACCAACUAUUUGACCCAAUGACAGGAACAUUCCGAUGCACCUUCUGUCACACUGAGGUGGAAGAGGAUGAAUCUGCAUUACCAAAGAAGGAUGCCAGAACACUGUUGGCAAGAUUUAAUGAACAGAUUGAACCAAUCUAUGCUCUAUUGCGAGAAACUGAAGAUGUUAAUUUGGCUUAUGAAAUCCUGGAGCCAGAACCAACAGAAAUUCCAUCGCUUAGGGCAAGUCAACGGGCACUUGGUGCUGGCAGUGGAGCUACACACCUUCAAAAAGAAUCAUGGGCAAACAAAGGGCCUACGUAUGAGGAUCUCUACACUCAGAAUGUCAUCAUUAACAUGGAAGAACAUGAUGCUCAGCAUAAAAUUGUAUCUGAUGGAAAGCCUGCUAAAGAGAGACCAAUCUGGAUGAGGGAGAGCACUGUCCGAGGAAGCUUUAAAGAUUUAGAAGAAGUGGAAGGUAAUAAUGAUGUUGACUCAUACCAUGAUCGUGAGGGGAAAGGGAAUCCAAUGGAAGCAAAUGAAGAAGUCAUGCAAACCCUGCUUAUCCAUGAAAAGAAGAGUACAUCUGCAACUGUGGCUGCAGCUGCUGCAAUCCCAACUUCAAAUGCUAGUGAUUCAGAAAGUGAUACUAGUGAAUCCGAGGAUGAAUCACCUCGGCCACAGGCACCUGCAGCGUCAUUCCCAGCAGCAGCAGCAGCAGAAGAUGAUGAAGAGUUUGAAGAAGUGGAGGAUGAGCCAAUUGUGAUGGUAGCAGGUCAGCCAUAUUCGUACAGCCAGGUCAGCCAAUGCGUUGAGCUAGUGACACAGAUGACUGCUGAAGAGAAGGAAGCAUAUAUUGCCAUGGGGCAAAGAAUGUUCCAGGAGAUGUAUGACUGACCAUUGUCACAAUACAAUAACAUUUUAAAAAUCACAAUCGUAGAUUUUCUAAGGUUUUACUAGUCAGUGUUUCCACAAUUUUAAUUGUCUCUGCCAAAUUGUUAAGAGAUAGCAUUGCUUUCUAAACAAAAUUACAGGCUGGAUUUUAGAAGUAUUUCAAAUCAUAAGUAUUAUUUUUAAGAGAUUAAAAGGAUGCAGUGCUCGAUUAAUUUUAAAGCUGUGUACUUCACAGGAUUCUUAUUUUUAUCGCAUUGUUCCCUCCUGUCUAGGUGACACUUAAAUUCAUGAAACACCCUUUGAGCCAGUAUAGUUGAAUGAGGCAGUGAUGCAUCCUGUUCAACUAAGAAAAAAUGUUUUGCUGCAUAGUGUCUUGGCCCUUGCCAAGUAGAAAUAUGACCCCCUUGUGCUCCAUUAAGCCUUGUGGAUAAUUACCGAUAAAACUUGCCCAUCUGUGACAACGGGCAAAUUUUUAAGUGUUGAACAGCAAUGGGAUUCAAGCUUGGAAGCUGUUGGUUAGAAGUUAGUAGCUUAUUCACUUGAACUACCAAAUUCAGCAGUAAAUCAUAAAAUCAACAAAAUGUUUGUCCCAUGGUACAAAAUUUGUUUUUGGUUCUUUUUAAAGAAUACUUUGUUUUAACAUUUGCAAUAAGCAAGACUGAGAGCAGACAGACUUGUUAAAACUGGGUGAGCUAUGUCACUGCAGAGGAACUGUAAAUUAAUUGUAUUUCUCAUAUUUGCAGGUAAAGCGAAUGUUGAUUGAACUUGUUAAAAUAUUUCAUUAAAUAUUAUCAAUCUAGUUGCUCCUGUGGUUCAGCACCCCCUGCCAUGCAGAACAGAAAUGUUCCAGAUUAAAUUUUCAACUGUUAUUGAGUUUGUUGAUCUUAGCUGGAACAGUAGAUAAGAUGUCUAAUUAGCUGGGGCUCUGCAGCUAAAUUAUCUGAAAAUCAGCUAAAGCUUCUGCUUCUGAUCCUGACUCAGCUGUCUCUACUGAAAGUGCAUACGUCUGGACGACAGGUGAGGAUUAGGACCAGUUGAAAUGUCCUCUGUAGUCAGACAGCUGCUAGUGUUCAGUGUCAAGGUGUGGAUACUUAGUGAUGCUUGUUAGCUUGGAAUUUUACCACUGGAAGUUAUUACCUUCAGGAAAGAAGGGGAGAAGAAUUAAUCACAUGAUUUUGUUUGAAUCUAAGCAAAAUGAGUAGCUUUUAUUUGAAAUGAAAAUAUUAUAGAGUAAUGCAGUUUUAAAAUCAGCUGGACAAGUGCCAAACCAUUGUGACUCUGUCAUAAGUAUCAGGGACAAAGCUUAAAUUCUUAGACUGUGUGAAAGUGGUCUUCAAAUGUGUUUUGCUUUCUCAAGCUCCAGCGGCAGAACUUUGUUUCAUGUUUCAAAAUAGUUCAGUCGAGUUUUAUUCUCUUGGUACCUAUGCAGCAGGUGAUUAGUGUAAAGUUAAUUUUUAAAAGUUUUAACAGAUUGAAAUACUGUACUCUAAAUUGAAAAUGCUAGAAAUACUCAGAUCAGGCAGCAUCUUUGGAGAAAAAAAAAUAAAUCUGGCACAUUUACUUGUUUUUCACUUGCUGUCUAAUCAAAUGAGCAUUACCAGCAUUUUGUACAUUAAUUUCAGAUUUCCAACAUCUGCAGUAUUUUACUAUUGUUUUAGCUAUUUUAAUUUAUCUGUUACGGAAAAAGAAAUGUACGCCUUAACCUUCUUUUGUGUGUUCCAUCAUGUUUUCACUUACAUCAGAGUCAAUGUAAUCUAAGUCUUUAUGUAACUCAUUACAGCCCAUAGCAACAUGCACCAUCUUACUGGGGAAUCUUUUUGAAUAUCAGACAAAUAUUGUAAUUGUGGAUCUGCAGUUUAGUUUUGCAGCCAGGUUAAUAUGACAGCCUAUAAAAAGUGAAAGGAAAUCUCGUCCGCUGUUAAUCUUUCCAUCUCCUGAAAUCUACACUGGUUGGGUGAAACGCAUAGAGGGUCAUGGAAAUAUACAUAAUGGAAAACUAGAACAUGUAUUUGCCAAGUCAUAACUGUUUAAUUAAUGUUAAAAAAGCUCUUCCAACAGGGAAGAGAUGACGUAUUAUAGAGUAUUGUCACAUCAUGCAAUGUAUUUUUAUUACUGUUCAUCAGUCCAGUGAAUACUUGAGAUAGAUUACAAGGCUGUAAUCUAAUUCAGAAGAUUCAGGUUAAAACUAAACUGGGAGAGAUCCCGGACUAGUGAUGUAAUCUGAAUCCUGGAAACACGUCUUCAAAUUAGCACCUUACUGACUGUUUGUUUGUUUUUGUAUCAUCUAUUCUAAACAAGUUAAUUUCUAUGUGAAACUAGGUCAUUUUCUGAAGCUGGUAAUGCGUUUUGUCUUAUGAUGCAUGAUAAUCAUAAAAAGGCACUGAUGCCACUUCUACCAGUUUCUAAGAAACUCUUGGUGGAUUGCAAGGAAGCAUUCUUUUCUGAUCUUAUAAAUAGUUAUGCCUGUGUAGUGAACUGUAUGUUGCUCUUUUCAUGCAUGAACCAGCCACUGUUAAGUGCUGUUAGCAAAGCAAUAUUUAUUGUAUGGGUGUCUAAACUUAGUGAUUUGCAGACAACUAUUAUUGUUUCCAUUUGUCAUAAAUAUUAGAUGUGAAGGGUAAUAUUCAGCCUAUCCCUUUUAAUUCAAUGGUUAAGUCAAAUUCUUCAAUGAUUAAAUUUCUUUUGCAAUAAAUAACAAUUUUGUAUCAUAUAUAUGUAUUUAAUUGGAUAUUACUGAAUUGUUCAUUCUUUCACACAAAAUUUUCUUUCAAGUUAGUUUUCCACUGUUGCCAUCCAUGGAAUAAAUCAGUUCCAUUGCUAUUUUUCUAUGAUUCUUUCACUAGUGUACAGAAGUACCAAAUAGUCCAUUGGUGCUAUUCUAAUAUCAACAUAUUGUGAGCUUAAUGCCGAAAGGGAAUAAAAACUGCAUGGAAUUAUUUAACAAUUGCUGAUUAUUCAAUUAACUGAUCAAUGCCUCUGAUCUAUAUUUUUGAGGGGAAGAAAUCUAGACCAGGCAAGAAUUAAGAAUCCAGGCAAGUCUGAUGGGCACUGGAAAUUUUGAGUCUACUGGAGUAUGUAGAUUACCUACUAGCAGCAUCCAGUGGCAGACAUCAAGUACUGCAGUGACAAAGUACAUUGCUGCUCUUCACUGCAGUUGUGGGUUUUACACAAAUUGAAUACAUGUCACAAAGUCAAUUGAAAUUUUUUUUAUGCAGCUAAAUUGAAUGCCUUAGUCUCAUUCCAAUAAAAAUUGGCCCUAAUACUGUGCAUGCAGAAUACAAUUUUAGAUUGUACCAUAUUAUCAAAUGAAUAAAUGUAAGCAGCUAGUUUUAAGAUCAUAAAAGCAGAUUUCUGUCUUCCUUCCUGAUAGAAAAAAUGAAAUGUAACACUCAGUCCACAUCACUGGAAAUGCAUUCUGACAAAAAAUUGUUGGAAAUACUCAACAGGACUGGCUGCAUCUCUGAAGAAUGAAACAGAAUUAUGGUUUCAGAUUUUCUCAAACAUGACUUCUCUAUUUUUUUCAAACAGCACUAUAGAAUGAAACUGAAUCAAUUUCAGUUGUGCUUACUCUUGUGCUUAAACAUGAUUUACCAUUAUAGAUGUACAUGGAUCCAAGAGAAUUGAAAACUUAUUUGGACUAUUGGGUGUGUAGUUUCUUCUUAAUGUGCAAGCCAGAAGACUUGUCCUGCUAUAUAACUCCUCCAUGUACAAAAUCAUUGUUUACAACUGUACUAGAUUAUCGGGGAAAGGAUACAUACUAAAACAUUGUACAUUCUCAGGCAGGAAAUAAAUAAAGGACCCAUUUGAAAAAGAUCUGGGGAAAAGAGACUACUUCCUAACUUCACCUCAUGUCCAAAAUCAUUAAUAAAUUGUAACUCAGUUUAAUGUUAAUGUCAUCAGAACUGGUAAAUUAUUCACACUUAAAAAUGAAAUUGUGCUAUUUAAGAAAAUAUCCUUUUAGAACCAAAACCAUAACCAGUGUAUUUUACUUGGUGCUUUUUAUUCAGUUUUAUUUGUUUUUAUUUGGAAAUAAAUGUUUUGCAUUA